Messenger RNA from Malus domestica (apple), 3002 nucleotides. RefSeq names its product amine oxidase [copper-containing] zeta, peroxisomal. The record is from RefSeq and is a predicted model, not a curated record. Gene Ontology annotation, molecular function: quinone binding; copper ion binding; primary methylamine oxidase activity. Gene Ontology annotation, biological process: amine metabolic process. NCBI's taxonomy places the organism in Eukaryota, Viridiplantae, Streptophyta, Magnoliopsida, Rosales, Rosaceae.
UCCCUCACUUCCUUCAUGAGCUGGCUCUCUCCGUUUCUUCUCUUCCGCCUCGGAUCACUCCCUCAGUCCCCCCUGUAUCGCUCGCUCCCCCUCUCAGGGAUUCAGUCAAACACCCGCCCCAUGUCGAAUCCCAAGAUUUCAGCAACCGUUAAGAAAAUAUAUUUUUGAAUUCUCAGCAACCGUUCGAUCAUUUUUCUCGAACUUUCUCGUCGUUUCUCGCGGUGGUUUGUUGCGGGGAGGAGAGAGAGAAAGAGGGAGAGUGGCGGCGCGCAUUUCAGCACUUGCUGUAUGUCAGUAGACUGUAUAGAGACCUACUUAGGUGGAAUUGGUGAGCUCGCGAACCCCUUGCAAUGGCCUCAGCUUCGAAAAAAACGACGCCUUCCUGUUGCUUCCGCCCCGAUUCGGCGGCUCUCGUUCCGCGCGAGGCGGCGCCGGCGGCGCAGACUUCUUCCAACGCCGUUGUAUCGGCCUCCGCCGUGCAAGAUUGGACUGGCGUCACCGGCGCCGAGGAUCGGCGCGAUGAUCAGCGCCCCAAGAAGAUCGCAAUGGCGGCCUUGAUUCCUGAACCUUCUGCCAAUGCCUCCACUACAGGCAUCUCAAUCAUGCUUAGGCCUCAAACAAGGCAUCCAUUGGACCCUUUAUCUGCUGCUGAAAUCUCUGUGGCAGUGGCAACUGUCAGGGCAGCUGGAGCGACACCCGAGGUUAGAGAUAGUAUGCGUUUUGUUGAAGUGGUUCUACUGGAACCAGAUAAGCACGUUGUUGCACUAGCGGAUGCAUACUUUUUUCCACCUUUCCAACCAUCAUUACUUCCCAGAACCAAAGGUGGACCUAUAAUCCCAACCAAGCUUCCCCCUCGGCGAGCUCGACUUGUUGUUUACAACAAGAAGUCAAAUGAGACGAGCACAUGGAUUGUUGAGCUGUCCGAAGUACAUGCAGCUACUCGAGGUGGACAUCACAGAGGAAAAGUAAUAUCAUCGGAAGUUGUUCCAGAUGUUCAGCCUCCCAUGGAUGCUGUGGAAUAUGCAGAAUGUGAAGCAGUUGUGAAAGACUUUCCUCCAUUUAGAGAAGCUAUGAAGAAGAGAGGUAUUGAAGACAUGGACCUCGUGAUGGUUGAUGCCUGGUGUGUUGGCUAUCAUAGUGAGGCUGAUGCUCCUAGCCAAAGACUUGCUAAACCAUUGAUAUUCUGUAGAACUGAGAGUGACUGCCCAAUGGAAAAUGGUUACGCACGCCCAGUUGAGGGCAUCUAUAUUCUUGUUGAUAUGCAAAACAUGGUGGUGAUAAAGUUUGAAGACCGUAAGCUUGUUCCCCUACCUCCAGCUGAUCCAUUGAGGAACUAUACUCCUGGAGAAACAAGAGGUGGUGUUGAUCGAAGUGAUGUGAAGCCUUUACAAAUUAUUCAGCCUGAAGGUCCAAGCUUUCGUGUUAAUGGGUACUUUGUGGAGUGGCAGAAGUGGAAUUUUCGUAUUGGAUUCACUCCCAGGGAGGGACUGGUUAUAUAUUCUGUGGCAUAUGUUGACGGCAAUAGAGGUCGAAGGCCUGUAGCCCAUAGGUUGAGUUUUGUGGAAAUGGUGGUGCCAUAUGGAGAUCCUAAUGAUCCACAUUAUAGAAAAAAUGCUUUUGAUGCCGGGGAAGAUGGCCUUGGUAAAAAUGCACAUUCCCUAAAGAAGGGGUGUGAUUGUUUGGGCUUAAUCAAAUACUUUGAUGCACACUUUACAAAUUUCACUGGAGGUGUUGAAACUAUCGAAAAUUGUGUAUGUUUGCACGAAGAAGAUCAUGGAAUUCUGUGGAAGCAUCAGGACUGGAGAACAGGCUUAGCAGAAGUGCGCAGGUCAAGAAGGCUAACAGUGUCAUUUAUAUGUACUGUGGCUAAUUAUGAGUACGGGUUCUUCUGGCACUUUUAUCAGGAUGGAAAAAUUGAAGCUGAAGUUAAACUUACAGGAGUUCUCAGCUUGGGGGCACUACAACCUGGAGAAGUUAGAAAAUAUGGAACUGUGAUUGCACCUGGGCUAUAUGCACCAGUCCAUCAACACUUUUUUGUUGCUCGUAUGGAUAUGGCUGUUGAUUGCAAGCCUGGGGAAACUUUCAAUCAGGUUGUGGAGAUGGAUGUUAAGGUUGAGAAACCUGGAGAGAAUAAUGUCCACAGCAAUGCAUUUUAUGCUGAGGAGACACUUCUCAGGACUGAAUCAGAGGCAAUGCGUGACUGUAAUCCUUUGACGGCUCGCCAUUGGAUUGUACGGAACACACGAACUGUUAAUAGGACUGGACAGUUAACAGGCUACAAGCUUGUACCGGGUUCAAACUGUUUGCCAUUAGCUGGUCCCGAGGCCAAGUUUUUGCGAAGAGCAGCUUUCCUGAAGCAUAAUCUAUGGGUUACACAAUAUUCUCGUGAUGAAAUGUUUCCCGGAGGAGAGUUUCCAAAUCAAAAUCCACGUGCUGGUGAAGGAUUGGCCACUUGGGUUAAGAAAAAUCGAUCUCUGGAAGAAACUGACAUUGUUCUUUGGUAUGUAUUCGGAAUCACACACGUACCACGGUUGGAAGACUGGCCUGUCAUGCCGGUGGAGCGCAUCGGAUUUAUGCUCAUGCCUCACGGAUUCUUCAACGCCUCUCCGGCAGUGGAUGUUCCACCAAGUGCAUGUGAGUUGGAAGCCAAGGAAAAUGAUGUCAAAGACAGCGGAGUAGCCAAGCCCAUUCAGAACGGGUUGCUAGCAAAGCUCUGAAAAAACAUGUUUUCUUGUUUGCAUUAUCUUUUAGUAUGAUCGAGCUACACGCAAGGAUUACUAAAUCUUAUCUUUCACAAAUGAAACUGUGUUCUUUUGUUUUGGUGUGAAUUACGGGUGCCCGUUGGUUUGGAAAUUCCAAUCCGGACCGAAAAUUUCUGUUCCGGGUAUGAAUAUUUCGAUUUCCAAAAUUUCCGAAAAAUUUGGAUUGUAAUAGGAACGUGCUUAUCUGAUUCAAAAUUUCUCAAAACUAAAUACUACAAAAUAAAAUUAUGCAUAAUCUUA